Molecule: messenger RNA, 3586 nt
Organism: Styela clava
Lineage: Eukaryota; Metazoa; Chordata; Ascidiacea; Stolidobranchia; Styelidae
Source: RefSeq, a predicted model, not a curated record
CUCGUAAUUCUGCAUUCUGUUGUUAGUCGCUGGUCUUGACCAGCCGAUUUCGGCAAGAUGAAGUUAGCACUUGCAUUUCUUGUCGCAUAUUCUGUUGUAACAGUUGAGUCAGCAUAUAACGCAUUUGAAUUAUCGGAUUCAUUAAUUCCCAAUGGUGAUAAUGAUGAAUUUAAUGAUUUAUUAGCAGACUACGAUAAGGACAAAAACAAGGACAAAGAUAAAAACAAGGAUAAAGACAAAAACAAAGACAAGGACAAAAAUAAAGACAAGGACAAAAACAAAGACAAGGACAAAAACAAAGACAAGGACAAGAACAAGGACAAGGACAAAAAUAAAGACAAGGACAAGAACAAAGACAAGGACAAGAACAAGGACAAAGACAAAAAUAAAGACAAGGACAAGAACAAAGACAAGGACAAAAACAAAGACAAGGACAAAAACAAAGACAAGGACAAGAACAAGGACAAGGACAAAAAUAAAGACAAGGACAAGAACAAAGACAAGGACAAAAACAAAGACAAGGACAAGAACAAGGACAAAGACAAAAACAAGGAUAAAGACAAAAACAAGGACAAAGACAAGAACAAAGACAAGGACAAAAACAAAGACAAGGACAAGAACAAGGACAAAGACAAAAACAAGGACAAAGACAAGAAUAAAGACAAGGACAAGAACAAAGAUAAAGACAAAAAUAAAGACAAAAACAAAGGCGAUUCUGGUCCUUCCGGGAGCAAAGGCAACCCUGGAGAUGAUGGUCCCCCAGGAAGCAAGGGCGAUCCUGGAGAUCCUGGAAGCAAGGGCGAUACUGGAAGCAAGGGCGAUCCUGGAGAUACUGUAAGCAAGGGGGAUCCUGGAGAUCCUGGAAGCAAGGGCGAUACUGGAGAUACUGGAAGCAAGGGCGAUACUGGAGGAGAUGGUCCUCCCGGAAGCAAGGGCGAUACUGGAGGAGAUGGUCCUCCCGGAAGCAAGGGCGAUACUGGAGAUAAUGGUCCUCCCGGAGACAAAGGCGACCAGGGAGAUAAAGGAGAACCUGGUAACCCGGGAGGAGUGAAAGGCGACAAGGGAGAUUCAGGAAGUAAAGGAGACUCAGGCUCCCCAGGAAGUGACGGUAAUGAUGGCUCGUCAGGAGGACCUGGGCCUAAAGGAGAUACAGGAAAUCCAGGUCCACCGGGAGUUCCCGGAAUUCCGGGAAAGGAUGGAGAACCUGGAGGUAAAGGAUCUAGUAGCGGCAAAAAAAACAAGCUUUUACAGACAUUGGCACUUUUCUCUAUAUUAGGAAAACGACCGAGCAAUAGAAAUGUUGGAGGUCGAAGACCACCUCCUAAUCGAGCGGUUCACAGUCAUGGCGGCUUACCACCACAUAGCCACGGGCCAGGAAACACAAUGUCUGGAAAUGCUGGAUACCAUGUGCACUCUCCUCCAAAUUCUGGCACGACAACAUACACACGGCCUCAAAUAAACCAACACAAUCAUGGACAGGGCGGAGAUGUAAGAAAUCCUAUUGGCUAUGUCAAACCUCACAUGCACACAAGUAAUGGAGCUAUUAUUGGAGACGUUCCAGCACAUUCUCACCGACAGUCUCCGGCCGGUAUAGGUUUGCAUUCCCACGGUCCGAACGGAUAUGUUGAACCUCAAAAUAGUGCAACCAACCAUUGGCACGAUCCCGUUAGUGGUCUUCCCGAUCGAUCUUACGGUGUCCAGCCUCACACUCACACUCAAACAAGAAGACCUCAGCUGCAAUUAGAAACACACCAGCACGCACCAGAUGGACGUGUGAUUGGAAAUCAAAUCCCUCAUUUUCAUUUCUCUCCAGGUGGCAGAGUCUCUUCCGGAAACGUCCCGGAUCAUACCCAUACCCAAACAAGCAAUAUCCCUCCUCGGCAAAGACCAGUUGGAUCCCACGUUCACAAUUCUCAAGGAAAUGCAAUUGGAAAUGAGUCACCACAUACACAUGGAGUUUCUGGGGAUAUCAGUAGCGGAUAUAACGUUCCUCCUCACACUCAUCAAAGGCAAGUAGCGUCUAACGGCAUACAUACCCAUGGAACAGACGGUAGAGUUUUCGGGAAUUCUGGUGUUUCUCAGCAUAUCCAUAACAAUGACGGGAGUAUAACAUCACUAUCGUCAGGACAAAUAAAUUAUCACACCCACAAUUCAGUUGUUCGAACGAUUGUGGAGCAACAUGCACACAUUGGCGGCCAGGCAACAAAUGGCGUCGAAAGUCAUAAUCACAAUGCAGAUGGUAGUGUGGUGGAACCACACGUAGCCCAACACAGGCAUGUACACGGUUCGAGUGGAACGGCAUACAGUGAUGGUCAAUCGGGGACUGUUGGAGGUCAUAUGCACAUUUCGGGUGGAACAACAUACAGUGGUAGUCAAUCGGGGACUGUUGGAGGUCAUAUGUUCAGUUCGAGUGUAACGACAUACAAUGGUGGUCAAUACGGAUCUUCUCCCGGAACAACCCAUUCCGGGAGUCACGCGUAUAAUCACGGAGGAAGUUCACACUACGGAAAUAGCUGCCAAAAACACGUUUCGCUUGGGCUUCAAGAAUGCAAGAACUGAUCCAAAUUCUGCGCAUUUAUUACGCAAAUGUCUGUCGUCUCUGCCAUACGGUCAAAUUGAAGAUCUAUGCAAAACCAAAACGGACAUUUGUCAAGUGACCAUAAGUGUUGGAUCGAACACUCAACACAGCAACGUGAAACUCUCUCAUCCUAUUUAUCUUAGAGGAGAGCAAUGCGAAGGCCGCGACGGACAUCCUUGUGGGACGACUGCAGGAAGCUACUUCGAUCCUUCUUACGCUUCUUCAUGUAGAUGUCGCACGAAGAUUUGUGAAUCAGUUGUAGAUACGUGUUACGUCUAUGAUGGAAAAUUAUAUUCAUCAAAAGCUAGAGUUAAACGCCCGUGUGGUUGUGAAUGUUAUCAGGAAUACACACAUGUCCAGACGAAGACCCCGACAAAAUAGUCAACCUGUAGGAGAGACAUGAAAAGUUUUGACGUUCUACUGAAAUAGACUAACAUUGUGGAUUGUUCGAUUAUUUCAAAACAUAGUAAAUCUGAGAGGGAAUUUAAAACUAUAAUAUAUAUGUUCUGCUCUAUGACUGAUUUCAAUUCGUAAGCAUGAAUUGUAAAAGUGGAUUUCAGCAAGAAUGCUUUCCCGCUUGGCACAUGUUUAAUGCGGUACAUUAUUUAGCUUAAAUUAUAUUAAAAUAAAGUUGGCACAUACUUGACUGAGAAGGAAUGGACUCUAAGGUUUACUGUGUUAUUUUUUUCAUAUAGCGCUUUUAUGUGGUGAAUGUUAUUAAAACUGGUUCUAGAUUUUAUUAAUUAAUAUUCUGUUUAUGACGUCACUAAAUUGCGACAUUUAAAGUCUUUUGGCCAGGUCAGAAAACUUACAUUCGAUAAAUGAAUAAAAAAUGUAACAGAAAAUUUUAUAUUGGUGUUAUGUGUUUAAAUUUUUUGGUCGUGGAUGAUAAAUCAUCAAAUUAUUCGUUAAAAUUUUCUAAACAAUAGCGAAUUUGUGAAGAAUAUAUGUAAUAGUGUUAAAAGGCCUUACUUACUUGAAUAAAGUUCGUUCUCUUCGUCAAGUCCA